GACGAGAUCCGCGAGAUGAAGCCCGACCGCAUCAUGAUCUCGCCCGGCCCGGGCUACCCGAAGGACGCGGGCGUGUCGUGCGACGUGAUCCGCGAGUUCGCGGGCCAGAUCCCGAUCGCGGGCGUGUGCCUGGGCCACCAGUGCAUGUUCGAGGUCUUCGGCGGCAAGGUGGACCACGCCGGCGAGAUCGUGCACGGCAAGGCGUCCGUGAUGGUGCACGACGGCAAGGGCCUGUUCAAGGGCAUGGCGCCCGAGUUCAAGGCCAUCCGCUACCACUCGCUCGUGGGGCUGCCCGAGACGCUGCCCGACGCGCUCGAAGUCACGGCCACCGUCAAGGGCACCAACAUGAUCAUGGGGGUGCGGCACAAGCAGCACAAGGUUGAGGGCUGGCAGUUCCACCCGGAGAGCAUUCUCACGGAGGACGGCCUCAAGCUCAUCCAGAACUUCCUCGACAUGUGAACGAUGCAAGCACCCAGAGGAGAGAGAGACCUCGUUCGACACCGCUGCGAAAAUACAGUACAACUUCCUGCUUGUAAGCUUGCUAGCUCGGUCUCUCCUCGUCUUCUAUUACAUACAGAGCCCGGUUAAUUACU
Molecule: messenger RNA, 593 nt
Organism: Phytophthora sojae
Lineage: Eukaryota; Oomycota; Peronosporomycetes; Peronosporales; Peronosporaceae
Exons: 1
Coding region: 16-459 (147 amino acids)
Biological process (GO): L-tryptophan biosynthetic process
Cellular component (GO): cytosol
Source: RefSeq, a predicted model, not a curated record